UGACAGUGGCGGAUGGCCUUGGCCACGCGGGACGCAGCCGCUGCGCUUCGCCUUCGCGAGACAGGUUCCACACGCGCCCUUUUUUUUUUAGACUAGACUAGCCUCGCGUCUUUUUCACUCCCUCUCUCUCUCUCUCUCUCUCUCUCUCUCGGUGUCUCUCUCCCUGCCACUAAUCUCAUAUACUCCUCUCUUGGUCGCCUCGAGCCCACCCGUGGGAGUAAAGAAAGAAGAAGGAGUGAAGGAAGAAGCGCGCCGCCGGGAGGGAGACGUGUUUCAGCGGAGAGCGAUAUUGUUUUUCUUCUGAUCUCUGGUCCAUGGAUUUAUUACUGACAAUACAACAAUAUUUUAGCUAGAAAAUCGAGUGAAGCAUGGGUGACUGGAGCUUUCUAGGGCGGCUGCUGGAGAAUGCUCAAGAACACUCCACUGUAAUUGGAAAGGUUUGGCUGACCGUCCUCUUUAUCUUCCGUAUCUUGGUGCUGGGUGCAGCAGCUGAAGAGGUUUGGGGCGAUGAGCAGUCUGACUUUACUUGUAACACGCAGCAGCCUGGUUGCGAGAACGUCUGCUACGACGAGGCCUUCCCCAUCUCCCACAUCCGCUUCUGGGUGCUACAGAUCAUCUUUGUCUCCACGCCCACUCUCAUCUACUUGGGCCAUGUGCUGCACAUUGUCCGCAUGGAGGAGAAGAGGAGGGAAAGGGAGGAGGAGCUCAGGAAGGCCGGACGGCACCAGGAGGACCACGAUCCUCUCUAUCACAAUGGAGUCGGCGAUGGAGGAAGAGGAGGAGGGGGGAAGAAGGAGAAGCCACCAAUUCGUGAUGAGCAUGGAAAGAUCCGGAUCCGCGGGGCGUUGUUGAGGACCUACAUCUUCAACAUCAUCUUCAAGACUCUGUUUGAGGUGGGCUUCAUUCUGGGACAGUACUUCCUCUAUGGCUUCCACCUGAGGCCGCUCUAUAAGUGUGGCCGCUGGCCCUGCCCCAAUACUGUGGACUGCUUCAUCUCCAGGCCCACUGAAAAGACGAUCUUUAUCAUCUUCAUGCUGGUGGUUGCCUGUGUCUCUCUGGUCCUCAACUUGCUGGAGAUCUACCACCUGGGCUGGAAGAAAGUCAAGCAGGGGGUCAGCAAUGAGUUUGUACGCGACAGUGAGUCGCUGCUUUCCUCUCCUCAUGAGGAGACCAUCCCACCGCUUCCUCAAGGGGAGCAACACUCCACAUUUCCUACACUUCCUCGUCAUACCCCUCUCUCUACCCUCGCACCUGCGGAGGAGGCGGUGGAUGAGGAAAACACAUCACCUUGUAUGGUCCCACAUGACGACUUCACCGUGGUUACCCAGGCGGAGAUGCAUCAGCCUCCUGCUGCUGUUGCGAGAGACAUCCGGAAGCCAAGUCGGGCCAGCAAGAGCAGCGGCGUCCGAGCUCGCCCUGAUGACCUGGCAGUGUAGCUAAAACACACAUACACACACACUCACACAUUUACACAAUCAUGCAUCCAUGCUGUGUACACAGAAAACCUUCAUGGCCAAUUUUUUCACAAAUGCACACCAGCAUAAAACCACACACAAGCUUGCCCUCCAGCAAAAGACAUGCUUGCAUGGAAGAUGUGCAAAACACAGCUGGAGGUGGUUGCUUAUUUUAAUCUCAGAAUUAUGAACUAGAAGUAGAGAUAGGUUGGGAGUUUGGCCAGGCAUGAGCUUCACAACUUGAAAGACAUCAGCUCAUAGGGGCUUUGCCUAGCAACACACCUGGAGUCACAUUGGAGUCGACUCCAGCUCCAUAGUUACCGUCAUGAGAGUGGUAUCAAUCUUCUUACCCAACUCCCGGUGAAAUCGUGAAUUCCCAUAUUUUCUAAAAUGUAAUUAUUCUUUCAAACAACACAAUCAGCGUAAAAUCUCAAACAUGGCUGCCAAAGAGUAGAUUACAGUAUUUACGUUUGUUGUUUUUUAAUGAUUAGCUGCCUGGUUCAAGAGAGCCAACAUGGCUGCCACUUACUGUUCUGGCUUUACUCUCACCUUUCUUUGGAGAGGUUGGACAGGGGAGGUAUAAAGGCCCAUGUAAUGGGAAUCACAAACACUGACAUACACAUACUUACACACACAUAUAGCCACCACAGACACAAAUAUGGAAAGGUUAUAAUGAUGAUGAUGAUUAUUAUGAUUCGACUAACUAAUGAGUUUGGGAGCGUAGAGGCAGUAAUACCAUAUUCUUUUAUUUCAUCUAUCUUUCAUUUCUUUGCUGGGAGACAUAAGAGGAAAGGUUUGCACUUUUGUUUCUUUAUUUUUAUUUCUCUUGUGACGUGAUGAUGGAGCUGAACAGUCAAGUGUGUAGUAUCUGUCUGUCUGUGUUCGCGGCGCUCACCCAGCCUGUAGUUUCAAUGAAGAGAGGGAUGCACUGACGUCAGGACAGAGAGGGAAAAGAGCGAUAAAGCAGUCCCACCCUGAGACAUAGUCCUUGGGCUUCACAGGCUCUGUGUGUUCGUGUGUGUGUGUGUGUGUGUGUGUGUGUGUGUGUGUGUGUUUCCGUGUUUACAAAAUGACAUCUCUGCAGUUACAUCAGGGUAAUCUAUAUAAAGUAUAUAAAUAUGUAAAUACAUCAUGAUGAAUAGUAUUGAGAGGCACCACAGGAUGUUAUACAGAACUACCUACAUUUAAAAAAAAAAGAAGUUUCUGGUCAAGCUGCAAUUUAUAACGACUUUUACCUAGAAAAUCAAAAGUGCUUUAGUGUUUUCUGACAUUGGUUCCACAGGUCACUUUAUGCAAAAAAAAUCCAAUGUUAGAAGACUUUAGGGAAUUUAAAAUAGUACACAAUCAAGGGUUUAUACAACAUUUAAAGCAAUUUUAAGCUCUGCAGCUUGAACAGGGCAUAACAAUCAGUACCCCUUCUUUCUGAUGCUUGUGUUUGCAGUGUGUUACAGAACUGUUGAGUUCCCCCUAGCUGUUCUGUGUAGGCGGACUCUAAGUUAUUUUCUAGAAUAGCUGUAGAUUACACAGUAGCUUUUAGAUUUUUGAACAAAAAGGAAGCAAUAUGAUCAAAAAAAAAGAAAACGUGCUAACUUUUAUUUCUCUGUCAGUUCUUAACAGGCAUCCCACAAAGGAAUGUUCAUUUUUCCUGUUCUUCUCAUUAAUUCCUGCCAAAAAAA
Etheostoma cragini (Arkansas darter) is the source of this 3130-nucleotide messenger RNA. Its product is annotated as gap junction alpha-3 protein-like. Gene Ontology annotation, biological process: cell communication. The record is from RefSeq and is a predicted model, not a curated record. The transcript is spliced from 6 exons. Bases 369 to 1436 code for a protein of 355 amino acids. Lineage: Eukaryota; Metazoa; Chordata; Actinopteri; Perciformes; Percidae. Gene Ontology annotation, cellular component: connexin complex.